Molecule: messenger RNA, 1775 nt
Organism: Cladophialophora immunda
Lineage: Eukaryota; Fungi; Ascomycota; Eurotiomycetes; Chaetothyriales; Herpotrichiellaceae
Exons: 4
Coding region: 1-1356 (451 amino acids)
Source: RefSeq, a predicted model, not a curated record
AUGCUUCCGUCUGCAAAGCCUGCACUGCGCCUCUGGACUUGCCGAAUGUUGCGCCAUCCGAAUGACGAACGGACCGGGAGCUCCUUGCUUUCACCCGCGUGUUCUGGACCAUUCAGCUACGUUGGCGCGGGACGGGCGCAUGUACUUUUGACCCAUCUCGGCACCAAAUGCCGGAUCGUUAUCUUGCAAGGCAGCAAGUCAAAGUAUAUAAAAGACUGCCCAGGCCACGGCGACUCUAUCUUCUAUCCCUCGACCAAUUACGAAAAGAUUGCCUAUCCCUCUGCCGCCUUGGAAGCUCUCACCCUCGAUUUCUCUUUCAGUAUGUUUUCCAUCUACGAGCUCUGCCAAGUUCUCGGCAUCAACCACCCGCAGGAACAGUCCACAUGCGUUGGGUAUACUCAGAAGAGACCGGACUGCCGAAAUCCAGUGGCAGGUCGAUAUCGUUCCGCAGGGACAGAUAAACUCGUGAAUAUCUGCGACGCUCUGGCUCGUGGAAUCCAGCCCUCGAUGCUGGAAACUCAGUUGCAAGAAGUAGCUAAACUGCUUAUUUGCAGGAAAAACCACCAGGCCCAGGCACCUGCGAAAGCCCAGAUAUGGAGUGAGCGACUGUUUAAAUACGUGGAAGACAGCAGGGUGGCAGGAGCCUACGGAAGGAUCCAGCCUCGAGGCUCUUCUCGCUCAUCCGGACCACAGCUCAGCGGUCCUCCGGUCGUGUCACUAGCAAGAACAACAAUCGCCCCCCUCUCAUCGACCAGAGAUGGAGACCUUGUCGACAUAGACCACAUCCUCCAGAUCCAGAGGGAGACACUCAGGACCCUGGGAGAAAUUCAAGCCAAGUUGGACCGACUGGAUAGCCGUAGGAUAAGGCUACAUAUUGCAGAAGUCCGGCAAAGGUCUGGUGGCGGAGCCUUCUCGCAAGAGGAAUCCCCCUCGGACGACGAACCCCCGGCCCGCAGCAGUGUUUCCUCGCCCGAGAUGAGGACGCUCGAAGAGUUAAUAAGAAGGCAGCAACGUCAAGCAUUUUCAGAGCAACCUCGACCAUCUCCACAACAACGUCAACUAUCCUCCUCUGGCGGACCCACAGCCUUGCCGCCGGCGCCUUUGUCUUCGUCCUCAUCCUCGUCGCCGUCCAGGACCAGCCGCGCAUCUUCCACCUCCCCUUCCGCCUCCGACGAAACAGAAUGCGGCAUCUGUCUGUCCAGCCUGCCCUCCCCGGGCCGAAGCAACGGCGACAUCUGGCGCUGUGCCACGUGCCACAACGCGACGCACGCCAUGUGCUUCGACGAGUGGAUGGCGCGGUCCACCGACGGCCGCGUGACGUGUAUUUACUGUCGAUCGCCUGUCUCGAACAUCUAGGUAAUUGGUCAGUUCACUCAGUCGGUCCUCGGCUUCGAUGGGGUCAAUAAUUGGAUUAUGUCCGCCUCCAGUCACAUCAAUCAAUCAGGAGAGAGUUGCCGGGUAGGCAAACACGGCGUCUUGGAGGAGGAGUUGUGAAUACAGUUCUCGUUGCGGGUUACGGUGGUACUUAACAGAACAGGAUCUUUGGCGCAAUGGGUGCAAGGGGUACAAGGGGUGUAUGCAUGGGAGGUUUGUGUGGCGAGGCUUUGAUAAUCCCGAUUCUGAGAUUCUGCAUGACGAUCUACAACAGACGGGAAUUGAAGGGCAGCGCUGUCUCCCGAUCACACGAAGCGGUCACAACGCAUCGGGUGGCCUUGUACAGGAUAGUGAUGGGAUUGACGGGAGCAUCGGCGUUGGUUGACAGGUGGCAUUGUUGG